GAACCAAUCAUCUUGUCGAAAACUCAGAGAACCUGGGGACUAGGCCCUGUCUCUGUCCGCCAUGUUAGAUUCACCCCGCAGGGGAUAGCAGGAGAGCUGGCAGCGUACGGUUCUUGCAUUGGCCUCCGGCAGGCGCCCCCCGGGGGCGGAAAGCUGCCCCACAACAUGGAACCACAGGUUACACUAAAUGUGACUUUUAAAAAUGAAACUCAAAGCUUUCUAGUUUCUGACCCAGAAAAUACAACUUGGGCUGAUGUGGAAGCUAUGGUAAAAGUUUCGUUUGAUCUGAACACUAUUCAAAUAAAAUAUUUGGAUGAGGAAAAUGAAGAGGUAUCCAUCAACAGUCAAGGAGAAUAUGAAGAAGCACUUAAGAUGGCAGUUAAGCAGGGAAACCAACUGCAGAUGCAAGUCCAUGAAGGGUGCCGUGUUGGUGAAGAAGCCCCACCCCCCACUGGAACAGAAAAACGACCAGUUGCUAGGACAGGAAAGAAGCCACUUGCACAUUAUUCUUCACUGGUGAGAGUCUUGGGGUCAGACAUGAAGACCCCAGAGGAUCCUGCAACACAGCAGCUUCCACCUGCUCCACAUAAUCCAGACCAGCCUCAAGACAAGCCCCCUGACUGGUUCACAAGCUACCUAGAGACAUUCAGAGAGCAAGUGGUUAAAGAAACGGUUGAAAAGCUUGAACAGAAAUUACAUGAGAAGCUUGUCCUCCAGCAUCCAUCCUUAGGUUCGUGUCCCUCAGAAGUUUCAAUGCCUGUUUCAGAGGAAACACUGUUUUUGCCAGAAAACCAGUUCAGCUGGCAUAUUGCUUGUAGCAGCUGCCAAAGGAGUAUCGUGGGUGUGCGCUACCAGUGCAGCCUCUGCCCAUCCUACAAUAUCUGCGAAGAUUGUGAAUCGGGGCCGUAUGCCCAUGACUCCAAUCAUGUCCUGCUGAAGUUGAGGAGACCUGUUGUGGGUUCCUCUGAACCGUUUUCUCACUCGAGGUUCUCUACUCCUCGUCUUCCUGCUGCUCUGGAACAGGCCAGGCUCCAGAAGCAAGUUGAUAAGAACUUUCUUAAAGCAGAAAAGCAAAGGUUGCGGGCUGAGAAGAAACAGCGUAAAGCAGAGGUCAAGGAACUUAAAAAGCAGCUUAAACUCCACAGGAAGAUUCAUCUAUGGAAUUCGCUUCAUGGGCUGCAGAACCCCAAAUCUCCUUUGGGUCGACCCGAGAGCCUGCUGCAGUCAAACACCCCGAUGCUCCCUCUGCAACCCUGUGCCCCAGUUAUGCCAACACUCAGUGCAGCAUUUGUGGAUGAGAAUUUGCCUGAUGGGACUCACCUCCAGCCAGGAACCAAGUUUAUCAAACACUGGAGGAUGAAAAAUACAGGAAAUGUCAAGUGGAGCACAGACACAAAGCUCAAGUUCAUGUGGGGAAACCUGACUUUGGCUUCUACUGAAAAGAAGGAUGUUUUGGUUCCCUGCCUAAAGGCUGGCCAUGUGGGAGUCGUGUCUGUGGAGUUCAUUGCCCCAACCUUGGAGGGGACAUACACUUCCCAUUGGCGUCUUUCUCACAAAGGCCAGCAGUUCGGGCCUCGGGUCUGGUGCAGCAUCAUAGUGGAUCCUUUCCCCUCCACAGAGAGCCCGGAUAACAGUGAAAAGAGCAUGAUGAGCUCAAGCAGAGGUGAUGAUCUCACCUGCCAGCAAGAGGAAGCUUUUCUGGCUGAAGAAGAAAUUCUGCCUGGUGAAACAACUGAGCAGACAGAAGGGCCAGGAACCUGCAUCCUACAGAAGGCAAAGAAUGCUCCCAGCAAGAGGGAGCUCUACAUCCCAUCUGUGGAUCUUCUGACUGCCCAGGAUCUGCUGUCCUUUGAGCUACUGGAUAUAAAUAUUGUCCAAGAGUUGGAGAGAGUGCCCCACAACACUCCUGUGGAUAUGACUCCCUGCAUGUCUCCUCUGCCACAUGACAGUCCUUUAAUAGAGAAGCCAGGCUUGGGGCAGAUACAGGAAGAGAGUGAAGGGGCGGGAUUUAAAGCACUUCCUGAUUCCACAGUGUCAGUAAAGAAAAAGGCCGAGAACGUUUCUUCCAUGGAGGAACCAGAAGAUGAUUUGAGUGGGACCCAGUUCGUGUGUGAGACUGUCAUCCGAUCCCUUACGUUGGAUGCCGCCCCGGAUCACAAACCACCUUGGAGACAGAAGUCCCCGCAGAGGGCUGAAUCACAGCUGUCCGCCACAGAGGAACAGCAGCCAACUGUGCUGCCUGGGCUCUGCAAUAAGGAGUCUUCGUUGAAAUUUGCCUCACCUGAAGAGGGACCACUUGCAGACGAGAGGGAGGAGAUUGUCCAAAUUGCUGAAGAAGAGGCUGUUGUGGAGGAAGAGGAUGAGCUCAAAGAUGAAGUUCGGAGUCAGUCCUCUGCUUCUUCAGAGGACUAUAUCAUCAUCCUGCCUGAGUGCUUUGACACCAGCCGCCCCCUGGGGGACUCCAUGUACAGCUCUGCACUCUCACAGCCAGGCCUGGAGCGAGGGGCUGAAGGAGAGCCUGGGAUUGAGGCUGGGCAGGAACCAGUCGAGGCUGGGGAGAGACCCCCUGGAGGGGACAACCAGCCACAGGGGCACAACAUCAAUGACAUCCUUAUGACCUCACAGACUCUGGACACAGUGCCCCUAACCCCAGAGGUGGUGGGGCCUCCACCACAGCUGCCCAGGAGUCCUCCCAGUGCACAGCAUCAUGGUUCCCCAGGAGUGGAUUUACCAGUUACCGUACCAGAAGUUUCUUCAGUCCCUGGUCAGAUCAGAGAAGAGCUCAGAGGCUCCUCAGGACUUGUAAACAGCAGACCGAAGAGCUAUGACCACUCAAGGCACCACCACCACCAUCACGGGAAUAGCAUUGCUGGAGGACUGGUAAAGGGGGCUUUGUCUGUUGCUGCCUCUGCGUACAAGGCCUUGUUUGCUGGACCACCAGUCACUGCACAGCCAAUAGUUUCUGAAGAUCAGACAGCAGCCCUGAUGGCCCAUCUCUUUGAAAUGGGAUUCUGUGACAGGCAGUUGAACCUAAGGCUGCUGAAGAAACACAAUUACAACAUCCUGCAGGUGGUGACAGAACUCCUUCAGGUCAACAACAACGACUGGUACAGCCACCGCUACUGAGGAGUGGCCUCGUAUUAAAUAACUUUGCCUGCUGCUCAGAGAUGAUCUUGAUUCUGUUGGGGCAUGGGGUAGAGACCCUUGCUUAUUUUUUAAUCUGAUGAAUCUAUAAUAGAGCCCAUCAUUGAACUAUCCAGACAGUACCUGCCAUUGCAGUAUUUUUUGGAGCAAAUAAAAAACCAGAACUUAAAUUUUCACGGUAGACAUUAGGUGAAUUGUAGGAAGAGCAUUUUUCAGUUGAUUUGGAUAAAGCUCCUUUCUCUGUUUUAGUGCACUGAAGAGUAUAACUUAAACUUCCUAUAGAACCAUUUUUCUUUCUGCUUGUACUGAAGUUGAGUAUUUUUCUUUGCUUAACGUGGAUGUUUUUAUGGGGAUAUCUGUUGUCAGUUUUUAAAAGGAAUUAACCUUGGAAGUUGUUUUCCAGAAUUAUUCUCAUAAUUUCUCUAACCUGUCCCAAGCUUAAAUAGCUAUGUGGUAUUAAAAUGACACCUAGAACAUGAUAGGAAUUUUGUUACUCUUCCCAUUUCAAGUAGAAAAUCAUUUCUCUGCAAGUCUCGGAAAUCAGCACUGUUGUUUUCUAAAGACCCCACUGAUGCGUUGAAGUAUAUCCCGUCUCUGCACUUCUGAGUAAGGAGCGGGGAGUGUGCUAAUUAACCCACCAGCACCUGUUGAACAGUGUCUGUUGUAGCAAUUUUGCAUACAUUUGUAUUUUAUUUAAGGGAAAAAAUUUAGGUAGUGUGAAAUAUUUUGCUAAUCCUAUAAAGAAGGAAAGAAAACUCUUCUAUUAAAGGAAAAAGUAAAUUUAACAGUUACCUUUUUUCUUUAUGUCAGGGGGCAGGUCUUAUUUACAGUAGAGUGGGCAAGGGCUGUAUAGAAACAUGAGAAAACUGAACUUUAUUAUGUGAAUCUCAGUAAAAUUCAGGUGCAGGCAGAUGAGUGGGUGUGAGGCUUUGAAAUGGGAUUCAGGAAGUCCUGAAUGUCUCUUGAAUGUUUGAAAUCUGUUCAGGAGAACUCAGAACAAGAAAAAGAGGCUGUUUUACAAAACUUGGAUGGGGAGCAAACUCACAGAAAAAAGUUUUGGUUUAAUUUAACCCCAGAGUGAGUGGGGAAAGAACUUGCUUAAAAAGGUCCAAAGUCCUCACUCUGUUUAUAGAAAGGAGUCUUGGGUACAGCUGGUAAAGAGGUAACAAAAAACACUAAAGAUUUUAGUCAUAAAAAUUGCUUGCAGAAAAAGAAGAAAUCUGACACCCACCCCACCCCCCCACCCCACCCCCACCCCCCGGCCCGGCCCCAGCCCGAAGGGGGAAGGAUAAUAGUAUUGUAUAACCUGGUUGGUAUUACAAUGAAUGAUGAUGUAAUCAUUAGCCAUAAUGAUGUUUAUUUACAGUAUAACUCUUGAAUGCUAUUAAAUAGGCCAGGAUUCAGACUGCAAGCCAACCAGGCUGUUCGUUAUUUAAAACGUUUUUAUGGGGCCUUCUGGGUAGAGGCUGAGCGGCCGGUUGUGUGUAAUUAAUUGGGGUUGAUUUGGGACGGGAUCUGUCUUGACCAUCGGAGUCGUAUUGUAAGGGUCCAGUCGUCUGUCCCAUUGUACUUGUACGUAACCGCUUAAAGAAUGGUGAAAUAAACUUUGAAACUCUUA
Molecule: messenger RNA, 4762 nt
Organism: Bubalus bubalis (water buffalo)
Lineage: Eukaryota; Metazoa; Chordata; Mammalia; Artiodactyla; Bovidae
Gene: NBR1
Product: NBR1 autophagy cargo receptor
Exons: 22
Coding region: 166-3126 (986 amino acids)
Biological process (GO): macroautophagy
Cellular component (GO): phagophore assembly site
Molecular function (GO): ubiquitin binding; zinc ion binding
Source: RefSeq, a predicted model, not a curated record